AUGUUGAACUCCUGGACGGCGUCGAAGCAGGCAGAUCUCUCAACUGCGAGGCACUCGACCGAGGGGACCAUCGUUAAGGCAAACACGCCCACAACAGAAAGUGCAAGCGACGUACAGAAACAGACGGACAAUAAGCAGGACAGCCUGCGGGAUGCACGCUGCAAAAAGCCACCAGUCGAGAGCAAUAAAAAGGAGAAAUGUCCGAGGCCGUUUCUAGGCGUUCGGCAGAUUGCUACCCAGUCUGGUCUGCUGUUGUCGUCAUGGGCAGUUCUCACCUUAUUCCAACCAGGCGGGCAUCCUGUGUUGCUCUUUGUCGCCAUUGUCUUGUCUCGCCUUCAUCUGGGAUGGCUCCUCUGCUGCAUGUUCCGUAUGGUGCUGUCGAGCUGCAGAAAGAACCGGUUAAGAAGCUCUAGGCCUACAGAAGAGCAGCAGCCAGUGUCACGGUACCGUCAUCUUCAAGAGCAAUGUUGGAGCCGUCUCCCUCUUCGAUAUUGGCACUGCGCGUUUUACUUGAUGUUGUUGCUCGUAGCCUUCUGGGCUGCAUCGCUAGUGAGAGACGACUCGCAAGAAGGGCUACAGACCCUGCAGGGAGGCGGAGGAGUUCCACUUCCUCCAGGCCAUGCUUGGCUGGGCGGCGGCCUGCCGCCGCUGCUUCUGAACUCUGACUCACCACAGCACGUUAAGAUUGCAGCCACGGCGGUGGCCAGAGGGCGAGAGGCAUCAGAUCACCUUGUCUGGCUGCUGCACUUUGCGUCACGACGGCAGUACGAAAAGCUGGCCACAUGGCUGCGAGCGCUGUCCUGGUGGAUAGAGAGCGCCCUGUUGCAGCCGUUUUCAUCUCUACUAAGGCGCGCCGGAAUCGUUGCUAGUGUAAGUGGAACCUGCAACGCUACAGACGCUCCAGACAUGCCGGGAGAUAACACGGGCACGGAGUUCUGGUGGGCGGUUUGGUUUAGAAAUGCUAUCCGAAGUGCAGUGCGAAGCCUUCCCAGCGCUGCCCACACUUUUCUCUGCGGCAGCAGUCGAGAUGUCGGCAACAGAGAUGUUGACGUGUCCCCUGCAUGGCCUGACAGGGAACAACAGACUCAUAUAGCUUUUGACGAACAGGAGAGCGUCCUGGAGAUGGGACACUACUGCUUGGCGCUUAUGCUGAUGCUUGUUUACUCCCUUUCCACCAUCGUGAACAGGCUGUGUCUCGCUGUUCCUUCAGCACUCAGGCAGCGCUUCAUCGCUUCAGGAUUCGUCAUCGAUAGUGGCCUCAUGAGCAAGUUGAUGGGCUAUGUGGCAGUUGGGAGCAAGAGUGCGCUCACUGCUUUCGCCGUGACAUUUGUGGUGCUAUCGCUGCUGUGUGUAGCCGCAGCACUCGCUUUUAGAGUUAUUGCCCUGUUGAUAUUCGUUGUGCGGAAGCUCGUAGGCAGACGUUCUGACCGUGUCACGACUGCGUCCGCCCCUAACCGCGGCGAAAAUAGCACGUCAGUGAGUGAGAGCGCCAGUGCUGGUAGCAACCGGGGUGCUGCGGGUCUCGAGAUUUUGGCUGCUUGUCUGACAUGUUGGGUCCUCCUCCUGCCAGACCGCGAAUUCGUCAUGUUUACUUGGACCACACUUCAACCCCUGCGGCUCUCUGUCCUGUCAACAUUGCUACUGCUGCGGCUGCCCUCUGCACAAGUUGCAGCUUUGCUGACGUGGCCUCCUCCUCUGCGUGAACCCGCCCUCAUGCUGCAGCGCUCACAGCCGCUCAAAAUAAUAGACCCCGUGGCUGUCGGCUCAAUGGUGGGAUGCAUUUUGGCCGCUGCUGCCUUGCACGUCAUGUGGCGCUUGGCUGCAAAGCUGUUCCGAUAUCGUAGGAGGGUUUUGCUCCCUACCAGCGUUGCAUCUGUUGACUACGAGACACCGACUUUAGGCUGCACGCGCGGCAAAUGGACGUCGCGUAACAGCUCUGCAGGGAGCGACUGUCAAACACCGAAUGCACUGUGGCAGCGACUGCAAGAGCAAAGCUUGAUGGUUUCUGAACUGCAAGCCACGCUAAAAAGAGAACGACGAAGGGCCGAGCUGGCCGAAGAAAGCUGCACGAAACUACAGGAAAAGCUGCAAUUCGAUAGACUCGAAGCCCAGAAAGGAAGCCUGAGAGCAAAGAGCGAAAGCAUCAGAGCGACAGACCUUGAGAAGCCAGAGACGAAGUUGCGCACAGAAUUUUCGACGGUUUCCUCAGCGGCUGGUGAAGCGCCACGGAGGCAGGAUCUGGUGCAAGAGGAAUCCCUGCUUACAAAAGAGGCGCAACAGGAAACAAUCGGGGAAGCUCUAAAGCAGAAGUUACAAAACCAGGAGGAAAGUUUCUACGCGGAACAACUGCGAGAUGCUAAUCGUCUGCUGCAGGAGGCAGUAAACAAAAUAGAAGAGCUGGAAAGCAAACUACGUGAGACACAGGAAGAAAUGCUUCACCUGCAGCAGGAAACUGAGAAGCAUGAAAAACAGCAAAGGCAUCUGAACGCGGAGCUUUUGGUGUCAAGAGAGGGGGAGGCGAAGAUACACGCUUUGUACGAUCAAUGCCGAGCAAGCUUAGCCGUGACAGACGAGAACUGUAAGAGUUUAAUGACGGAGCGCGAUAGUUUAUGCCGACAGCUACAGGAAGCACUGGACCGUUGUAAUCGUUUGGAUGAGGAAACAAAACAAACUAGUUCUAUCAUUGAAAAGCAAGCUAGCGAUUUGGCAGCCAAGGCAGCGGAAAUUGAUGAGCUUCGUAAGGAGCUGGCUGAGGCGAAGAACAGGCAACAGCAGGACGCCGGCCGGCCAAAAGCACUUCAUACUGAGCAGGCUCAUGCACAUGAGGUCUCACAACAAGAAGACAAGGCCCCUUCGAGCUCAAAAAGUGAUGUCGCGGCUUUAUGCAAAGCCGCUGUCUACAUGUCUAAACGCAUGAUGACUGGGCUAAAAAAGAAAGUUGAAACUGAUGAGCGGACUGUAAGCGCGCUGAAGGCGGAGCUUCGCAUGAGCUCCCCUGUAACACAAAGGCUUUCCCACGCCUCGGGGGGCGGAAUGCCUAGUGACACUCCAAAGGAUACUGCGCUGGAGUCAAACUCUGCAUCUCGCGAUACUGUGUCUGAGUACGAUUCGCAGUUGUUCAAAGGCUCUACUCCAACCGGCAGGUCCGCGACCAGAAAAAAGUCUGGGACGAUCCCGAUAGGUGAUAGGAAAAGUGCCUUGUCGAAGGAAGAAUCCGAGGCGCUAAUGAAAGCACUGGGACAGAGUGGACAGUGCAUAUACCUGCUUUCUACAGUGCUAGAAAACUUCAAAUUGCCAGAGACCACUCUGCGUGCAGCUCAGAAGUUGCUCGACACUACGAAGUGCCCUAGUACGGACAGUUUGGUGCUUCGGCAGGCGUUAAGCCGAUCAAAUGGAUGCAGUUGGACGGGUGACGCGGAGGCAUUGGCAAAAAUUUUGGCAGUGCUAAGACGCGCCUGGCCAUCCGAAGAAUCGACUGAGCGUCUACUGCAGCGGGCUGGCGAGAUGACGUUGUCACCCUCUGAGCAAAAGUUCAUUUUAGUAGCCCAAAUCCCGCAAGUCCGUGAGCGCCUGGCCAUGCUGCAGUUUCUGCUGGGCCUCGAUGAGCAGUGGCAGACUGAGAGCCGCCGCCUGGACAAGUUAGAAGGCGCUUUAGUAAGCAUUCAGCAGUCAUCAGUUUUGAAGAGACUAUACAGGAUCUGUGCUGAAAUAUACAAGGAGAUGCGCACCGACUUUUCCUUUGAAAUGGAGCCGAAUUUAAAAGACAGCAAGACCAGUGCUGAUGGAAGCUUGCAGCCGCACCUGCAGUACGCAAAGAUAUGGGUGAACAAAGCAAAGCUGAAUAGUGCGCUGGAGAAAUUUGAAGUCUGGAAGGACAACGCAGACUUUAAUUUUGGCUGUCUUGCAAAUUCAGCAAAAAUCUGUCCCCCAGGGCUCAAGGGAUUCUCGUUGUUGCAUGUCAGCCUUUACCGUGCGGGAGUUGCAAGCUCUUGCGGGGAAAAAGCGCCUGUCGCAAGUGAUACCUUUCAAGGAGAGAUCCCGCAGCUGCUCGGAAAAGAGAUCUACGGCGAUUCUUCGGCGACUGGGGCGCUGCAAGGUGCUGCGUUCAGUGACUUGGACCUAACGGGUCUCGCAAUUCCGCGCAGCUGCAGCUGUGCAGUUUGCUUGGAGGUGGAGUCAAUUAACCACUAUCUUCUGCGGGAGUGGCAGAGACAAUGUACCAUGAUGAAGCACCUACGGAUGUUUAAAAUGGCUUCCAAAAAGUCACCUAGCCUUCCAGUUGAAGGGGUGCAUUCGGAACCUGUGACAGAAAACAAUGAUAAGGACAACUGCAGCUCAGCUUCAGAGGGGCUAGAGCUUGCGAUCACGAUAACCAAGUCGUAUUGUAGGGAGUUGAAGAACCGCCAGAGUGAGCUCGCUGACUUGGCCAGGUCAAUCCAGCAGGACUUCACGAGGGAAAAUCCCUCCUGCAUGAUUCCGCAAUCGACCUUGUUUGGAGCGGCGUCGGUUGGCUCACGGUCUUCAUCUCCCGCGCCCUUAGCUUCGCCUGAAAAAGAAAGGCCCACUGAAUUGCGGGCUUCGAAACACAUGACACUUCCAGCACCCGAAGCAGCCAGUCCUCCGGGCCAUGUUCAAACAGAUACAGGAUGGGGCUUGGAGAUGGCAUGCCAGCUUGUGAAAAAUGUUCACGCCGCUGUAAUUCUUAUCACACAGUCGUGGAACGAACUUUGGAAUGGCCACAAUGGCGAGGCUGGCUUUGUGACUGUUGACAAUGCGCACUUGUGGCCGGUGAAACAAGGCGCUGGUGGCGUUAGCGAUAAUACAGCUGUGGCUCAUUUUUCGGCGUCGUCAGAUAUGUCCGAUGGGUCAUCUGUUUCUAGUGCAGUUUCUGCUGCUUAUACUGCAGCAGCAGCAGCUGAGGCAGCGGUGAAGGCACAGGAGGCUGCAGCGCGUGCCAGCCGGCAAGAUGGCACAGUAGAGCUGAAAAGAAGGGAUAGUCUCGGUAAGAUCGUUGAAACAAGGCAAAACCAAGAUGCCGCCACCGAUGACAGCAGACGCUCCAGUGACCGGUCUCUCCGUUGCCCAAUGUUGCUGACAUAUCAGAAGCCUCCACUACAACACACAAAGAGCGGCCGAUAUCGCCAGAAUACGGAGUUGCCUGCAUUAAGCAGGCACAUCACCGCCGCCGGCAACAGCAUCAAAGACUCGUCAGCGCUGGAAAGGUGGGUACCCUCUCAUUCACGGAACCUGAAUAGUGGAAGAACAGCUCCUAAUUCCAAUGGAGUCACAAUAGCAUCUGCGGCAACGAAUCAGCAACAUUCUCGAUUUGGUCGGUAUAAUACGCAACCUGCUGAUCUCCCUAGCUCAAAUACCAUUAGGCCUACAGGGAAGCUACAGAAGGGCGAUGCCGACCCCUUGAAGAGUGCUGCUCCUCGUCAACUGCGUAGCGCUAGCGGGCGGCGAGGACUACUUGAUUUCGUGUCUUCCGACCGUAUACUUCUGCGGCCAAAGCGUGAGGCGUCAGGCGCGUCCUCCACGAGUUCUGGGGCCGUCAUGGGCGCACAAGGAGUUCUCCAGUUGCCAGAUGCUGACUCCGAAGCACCACCUCCAAUAGGCAUGCCGAACGCCAGUGUGGACUUGUGCUCGAACCCAUCGCCUUUACUGCCAUCCUCCGAUGAUUCAUCCAUAGGGGAGGGCACGGGAGAUGGUCCGUUGAGCGCUUCUCCUGCGGGAAGCGCGGGAGCCCAAGAACCUGAUCGUGCUAGUUCGGCAGCAGGGCCAGGUGGAGCAUUGUAA
Eimeria necatrix is the source of this 5796-nucleotide messenger RNA. RefSeq lists its product as hypothetical. The transcript is spliced from 9 exons. Bases 1 to 5796 code for a protein of 1931 amino acids. The record is from RefSeq and is a predicted model, not a curated record. Lineage: Eukaryota; Apicomplexa; Conoidasida; Eucoccidiorida; Eimeriidae. Gene Ontology annotation, biological process: telomere maintenance via telomerase; telomere maintenance via recombination; double-strand break repair. Gene Ontology annotation, molecular function: G-quadruplex DNA binding; double-stranded telomeric DNA binding; single-stranded telomeric DNA binding. Gene Ontology annotation, cellular component: condensed nuclear chromosome; Mre11 complex.